AUCUCUGCUGGAGGAGGAUCAGGGAGCCAGACUCAUCAUCACAAAUUAUUUAAAAGUUCUUUCUGUCCUUUUUCUGCAACAUUUGGACCAUUUGCUUGAUUAAACUGACUCGAAAUAUUUUAUUUGUUCUUCCAUUCAUCUAUUCUCUUCUACUGAUCCAAGAUCAGCUCAGGGAGGAUCCAAGAGUUCCCAGACCAGAGAAGAUCCCUCCAGAGAUCUGGAUCUGUCUGGAAAACCUUCAGGAGGAGACCAAGAGGCACCUCCUGACUGACUCCUGAUGAGGAACAGCAUCUCUACGUCCUCUGAUGGGUUAAAGCUCAUUUUGGCUUCACAAGAUAUUCUUAAAAAAUCUGAGUAUAUUGAAGACAAAUCAUCAGUGUGUGUAAAAUGUGUGUUACUAUGAGUUAUGGUGUUUUAGUAUUAGACAGUGAGUCUGCAGGUAGAAGGAAGCUAAGGUUGGAGCCACCAGGCAGGAAGCUGAGAGGAAGACCUAAAAGGAGAUUUAUGGAUUUUUGGUGAAAGAGAACAAGAAGUUAGUUGGUGUGAAGUUAGAGGAUGUAGAAGAUAGGACUAUGGACACAGAUAAUUGUGAGUAGGUGUGUCCUAAUAUUAGUGUGUGUUAUUGAGUAUUGGUGUGUGUUAGUCUAACAAACACCAAUACUCACUAACACAUAUGUCAUGGUCUGCGUUCUGCAUCUCCCUCAUGUCUCCUUGUGUUCUCCAUCCCUCUCUAGGUUCCCCUGAUGUGUCUCUGUGUGUGCCUCAUGUGUCUCCUUGUGCCCACUCCAGGUUUUCCCUUUAGGUGUUCUUUGGUUUCUGUGCCCCUUUAGGUCUGCAGGUCCCUCCAGGUUUCCCCGUAGUGUUUUCUGAUGUAGUAAUCCCAUCCUUGUUGGUGUUUUUCUUCUGGUGUCUUGUUUUCAGGUUUUCAGGAGUUCACUCAUCUGUAGAUUUAUUUUACCUAGUCAGUUUUCCCCACUCAGUUAAUUGGUCUCACCUGAUCCCUUCUGAUUACUCCCCACACACCUGUCACCCGUCUCCCUGAUUGUUUCCCUUUGUGUAUGAAACCCUGUCCGCGUCUCAAUGUGUUGUCGGUCCAUUGUUUGUGUCAGCGUUGUCUCCAGGUCUCCAGGUCUCCAGGUCUCCAGGUCUCCAGGUCUCCAGGCCUCCAGAGGGAAUGUCUGGAGCUCCUCAGAUCAGUCAGGAUCUCACCUGCAGUCAGAGUGAUCUCUGUCCAGAAGAUCAAGGAGAAGAGCUGUCCAACCACCUCAGAGACCCUAAAACAGUUUCAGAUGAACCUGGCUCUGAUCCACGACCGGCUGCACAUUAAAACCUUCUGGGAGAAAAGGAUCAAUGCUGAUAACCAACAUGCUGAGAGUGAGGAAAAGAGGAUGAACCAGAGCGCACUCCACAAGCUCAGGGAGGAGUGGCUGGUCCGCCUGGAGAACCGAACCAAACACCUGAAGAACCUCAACGACAACCUCAUAAGGAAAGUGAAGAUGGAGAAGUCAGCUGACCAGACAUGAGCCAAUCAACAUGUUUCUUGUUUAAAUAAAAAGAGAAAAGUAACUGUU
This is a messenger RNA of Nothobranchius furzeri (turquoise killifish), 1571 nucleotides long. NCBI's taxonomy places the organism in Eukaryota, Metazoa, Chordata, Actinopteri, Cyprinodontiformes, Nothobranchiidae. The record is from RefSeq and is a predicted model, not a curated record.